This is a messenger RNA of Daphnia pulicaria, 4549 nucleotides long. Its product is annotated as prodigiosin synthesizing transferase PigC-like. The record is from RefSeq and is a predicted model, not a curated record. Gene Ontology annotation, biological process: phosphorylation. The transcript is spliced from 16 exons. Bases 259 to 4278 code for a protein of 1339 amino acids. Gene Ontology annotation, molecular function: ATP binding; kinase activity. Lineage: Eukaryota; Metazoa; Arthropoda; Branchiopoda; Diplostraca; Daphniidae.
GUGUUCCAGCUGUUGCACAGAAAAUAAAGCUCCUCCUCCUCUUCUCGCGCCACCUCAGACCUCAUUUAACAACCGAGCGAGUAGCAACAAGCAGACUGUUCUGAUACCCAACAAGUACGUGGUCAAUACGCCUGCCCACGUUACAUGCCUAUACAUAAGAUUCACCGUCCAUGUAAUUUAUUCUGUAACGAGUCGCCGUCUCACGUCAAAACAUCAUCGUUUGCUUACUCUUCCAAGUUGACUUGUUGAACAUUUAACAUGAUUGAAUGGUGGUUGCUCCUCUUCGGAGGGCCAAUACUUGCCCUAAUCAUCAGGGCUAUGGUUAAAGUUCCUUACAGACCCAAACUUCUUCACACCCCUUAUGCUCGCCCUGGACCAUGGCAUUACUUGAAAAUAAUUUGUGGAAGGAUUUGGUUAGCCUGGAAAUUAGUUCGUCAUCCCAGAGUUUUAAAUGUGUACGACACAACAUCAAAGAAAUAUGAGAAAAUUGGACUUGUUGCAACAGAAUUAGAGAAAGUGUGGGAACUACCACACGAGCUGAAAAAUAGAGAAUCUGUUGAUGGACUGUGUUUUUUUGGAACUGAUGGAGCUGAUACUUCCCUAAAAAUUUCUAUUGAACGCAGAACUAAUAGACAAGCUCAAGUCUCAUUGUUGCUAAUUCUCCCCAAUGGAACAACAUAUCAACUACCAGGGUCUCCAGACACUAUGAUAUCAAAUACAGAUGGCAAAGAAAGUUUCAAUGCUGGUGGAAUAAAAUUCCAACUCAUAGAGGCUAUGAGAAAAUGGCGAAUUUUAUUUAACGGACUGGCUAAGCGUACCUGCAAUGGAGAGGAAACCGAAGUUCAUUUACGAAUCAAUAUCGUAUGGACUGCCUUUAGCCGUCCUUACGAGUUUAAACGCGAGUUUAGUCGUAAAUUAUUAGCACAAGGCAUGGCACGCGAGUUAUGGCGAGGAAGACAAGAAUGGUCGCAAAUGAGUGAACCGUGUUUAAAUGGCAUGGAUCAAUGGGGUGCAAUGCUCGGAACCUAUCAGGAUAACAGUUUGGACAUAGAAAAACAAUUUUAUCUCCGCAGCCUUCGCCAAAGACGAUGGGGACAGAGCAACUCACCAACGUUGCACCGGAAAUUAGAUAUCAUUGGAGCUUGUGAGGACGGAAAUCAUUUCUACCUAAGUGCCACAUCAGAUUCUUCCCGGCUCACACACGAAGUAUGGGGACAUGUCUACCAUCCGAAUGGCUUCCUCUACAAAAUUAACGCCUGCAAUUUGGAUUUGGAAAGGCUUGGAGAAAAUGGCCCAGUCCCUAACCAUUUCUCAGUCCGUUUUGCUGCGAAACGCCGCAAUUACCACGCGAUUAUUCAUCUAAAGCCUUGCCAAUACGAAAAUUUCUUAGGGCGCCCAUGGACACAUCGUAGCACGACAUACCCGUGUCACUUGACGUUGAAUUCACGCCAAGGACGUGUGGUUUUCGUAUCAACCAACGUUUUUCAUGGAUAUUGUCCGAAUGAAAAUGAAGUAUCUGUUCCUUAUUUGAGUGCCCCUAAUCGCGAGCCAUCGUUGUCUGAAACCGAAAAACUCGUUUUGUUGUUUAAUGAAGAGGCUUGCCGAUUUGAAAGUUUAGUUGGAGGCAAAGGAUCAUCUUUGGCUCUCCUUAGCAGCAACUCAAGGAAAGCUCCUGUGGCAUGUCAAAUUCCAGCCGGAUUUUGCGUGACAGUCAAUGCGUGGAAAGCUCAAUUUAAAAACAACGAAGAUGUCCAGGCAGUUUUCAAGCAGCUGGAAGAUGUAGCAACAGGAGUAGUUGAAGGAAAACUAGAAGAAUGCUGCAUUAAAGCGGAGGAGCUCGUAACUUCUCUUCCUGUCGACACGUUCGUUCAAGAUUGCAUCAGAGAGGCUCUGCAGGAACUUUGUGAUGAAUCUGAAAAGAAACGGUUCGCUGUAAGAUCGUCAGCAAUUGGUGAAGACGGCGAAGAAUUAUCUUCUGCUGGACAAAAUAUCACUGUACUCGGUUGUCAAGGAUUCGAAUCCAUCAUGUCAGGAUUGCGCAAAUGUUGGGCGUCGCUGCUUUCUUAUCAGUCGGUCGAGUAUCGUCGUCAACAUGGAGAGCCUCUCAUACCAGGAAUGGGAGUGGUUAUUCAGGAGAUGGUCGACGCCGAAGCAGCUGGAGUUCUCUUCACUGUCAACCCCAACGAUGGUGACCCAAGCAAAAUGAUUUUGACUGCCAACUACGGGUUGGGCGAGUCGGUUGUUUCAGCUUCCGCUGACCCCGAUACGUUUUACAUCAAAAGGACGUCAAGUGGAGAAUUGUCUGUCUCUUCUCGAACUGUCGGAGCUAAACAAACCAAAGUGAUUCUGUCGGAUGAUGGUACCCGUGAAGAAAAAAUUGCGGAAGAAGUAUCGACCACAUUGUGCUUGUCGGACGAGAAAGUCUUAGAACUCGGUCAACUUGGAGUUUAUUUAGAAAAGGCAUUUGGUGGACCAAGGGACUUGGAAUUUGCUGUAUCUGUAGGCGCACUGUAUUUGCUCCAGGCAAGACCAGUUACUGCGCUCGAUGCUUGGACUGACUUUGAACUUCGACAUGAAUUUGAUUCUCCUAUUCUCACAAAUUCAGAUUAUUUCACGAAAGCUAACACUGGUGAAGUAGCCCCCGGAGCGACGUCUCCCCUUACAGUUUCAACCACCAUUCGAAUUCUUGAUCUCAACUUCCAGACAAUUGUCAAAAAGCAAUUUGGACGUCUAGUUGACAUCAAUCCUUGGCAUGGGGGUCGUUUUUUCUCGUACCAACAGAAUCAUUUAUUCAUUAAUGUUAUCGAAGCUUUUCUUCGUGACAUUGAAGCAGAAAUUAGCGACAACAUCCGUGCUAUUGACAUGGCAGUUUUUGGUCAUAUUAUCACUACGCCCGCCAUGCAUCGUCUUGGUCUACAGCGUUUUGGGGUUGCCGGAUGGAGAGUGAAGUACAAUAGAUAUAGAACUAUCUUUCAGGAUUUGUUCUUCAAUCACAAACUGGUUAGUCGAGCUGUGAAGAAAUUCACCGACUAUUCAUUUCCUAUUGAAAAUCAAACGGAUUCACAGAAACUGUAUGAUGAAAUUUGCGUCCACCUGCCUGCCUUGGUAGAAAUUGGUCGUGUUCAUACGCAAGUGAGCCGCGCAAGUGCCAUGACUCAGUUGAUUGCUUUCAUCAUUUUGUUGGAUGGAAGAAAGGAAUGGACACCCGAGCUGUACGGUGAAAUGGCAGAGCUUUUCUCAUCUAUUUCUAACGUCGAGUCAGCUGAUGUACCUGUUGCCCUUAAAGAGCUUGCCAAAGCGAUUUCUGAAAGUGCGGAUGGUAAAGAUUUUAGUAAAGGCUCUGUAGAAGUUGCAUCGACCUGGUUGGAAAAAGAUCAAGGACAACCUGGAAAAUUGUUCCGUUCAUUUAUAUCCCGACAUGGUCAUCGUAGCAUUAAAGAAUUCGACUUUUCCACAGAAACUUGGGGAUUAAACUCACGAUCCCUGGUGUCUGUCCUCCAAUCAAUGGUGGCUAAUCCAGUUAGCUUUGCUCCCAACUCCCAACCGACCAAGUCUAAUGAUGACUGGCUCAAAAUCAUUGGACAGAGCAAGCCGGGCAAAUAUCGCGCCUUGAAAUUCUUCGUCCCUCGCAGUCGCGAUGCUGUUAUUGCUCGCGAGAAAACCAAGUCGUUGUUGAUCCGCACUAUUCAUGUCUUCCGAAUGGCUUACCGCAGACUGGCCCAACUUUUGGUCCGAGAUGGCAAAAUCCCUGACGCCAACCUGAUCUUCUUUUUCACGCAUUCGGAGCUGCAGCAGCUCAUUCAUUCAAAUGGCGUCGCAUUAAUCAGCAAGGCCAAUAGGAGACGGAAACUUCACCCAGAUCUGGAUGCUCUCGUCUUCCCCGAAAUGUCACUGGGUAUUCCCCAACCCCUAGAAGAAUCGUCUACCGAAGAAUUGAUGGUGGGUGCUGAUGGAGUCCAGUUGACGGGAACUCCAGUCUUCAAGGGAACCGUUCGAGCAACAGUCCGUGUCGCCUUGAACCUGGAAGAAGCCAAAGAAAUCCAGAACGGAGACAUCCUCAUCACGCGGAGCACAGACAUUGGAUGGAGUCCGUAUUUCCCGUUGUUGUCUGGCGUCGUGACGGAGCUCGGUGGUCUGAUUUCUCAUGGAGCUGUUGUGGCCCGAGAAUAUGGUUUGCCGGCUAUCGUUGGUUGCCAGAAAGUAACGCAAGUUUUCCGUUCUGGUGAUAUAGUUAUCCUUGAUGGAAGUAAAGGAACCAUUACACGCGUGGAAGCAUAAAAUUGAAAGAGCUAAAAUUUGGUCUUGUCAUCCAAAAUUUUACAAGGGGAUUCAGGGAAUUAUAAUCCUCCAUUGCAGUAUGCUAUUAAUCGGUUAAUAUAGUUAUAGUAUUUUUCUAGAUACUUCGUUUUGGGGACAUUCGUCAGACCGUUCAAACUAAUUACUCUUUUUGUUUUGUUUCUUUUGUGGAAGGGCUUGUAGGUUUGUUGACGACUCUGUCCAAAAUAUCCCAUCAUAUGUUUAGUAAAUAAAAAUGUAUUGCAGUUUCAAA